ACAAAUAAAAAAAACUAGUUUUUUUUUUUAUUCCUAUAAUCAUUUUAGCCGAAUAAACAAGAGCUUAGAUUAUAGUACUCUAGAAAACCAUUCAGUAAAAACAAGUUACAAAAUACUAUUCCUGUGGAGAAAGCAACAAAAACCCAAGCCAAUGGCUCCGCCGAAAAUUCCCGAGAGUAAAAUGACGUUAAGCAGCAUGGAAGCCAAAAGUUCCUUGAACAUUGAAGGUUUUACAAAAUAUAGGCAUGCUGGUGAUUUAACGGGCGAGCCGCCCACCAGAGAGUUUGCCGAAGUCACCAUACCUGUGCCUUGGGGUCAUUUGGCAGGCAAAUGGUUUGGACCCCAAGAUGUUCAGCCCAUAUUGGGUCUUCAUGGCUGGCAAGAUAAUGCUGGUACAUUUGAUUUGUUGGUUCCCCUGUUGCCGGCGGAUGUUGCAUUCCUUUCUGUUGAUUUGCCUGGCCAUGGCUUAUCUUCACGAUUGCCCGAUGGUUGUUACUACAACACCAUUGAUAAUCUCUAUAUCAUACGUGUCAUAAUGAAACAAUACAAAUGGGAGAAGGUGGCCCUGAUAGGCCAUUCCAUGUCUUCGAUUAUUGGUUUCGUGUUUGCUGCUGUUUUUCCUGAUAAAGUUGAUAUGUUCAUUGGCAUAGAUGCCUUGAAACCCCAUCAAAGGCCUUUUCCCAGUGUCAUACGCACCAUGGAAACACGCAUGGAUGAAUUUCUGCGCGAGGAUGAGCGUAAUCGCAACAAAAAUGAGCCUCCCAGCUACACCUAUGAGGAGCUUAUCGAACGCAUAUACGUUGGCACCUUCCAUUCUGUCAACAAAGAUCUCUGCAAACACAUGCUGGCCCGAAAUAUACAAAAAUCGGAAAAGUAUCCCGACAAAUACUUCUUUACUCGCGAUAGGCGUUUGAAAUUUUACAAUUAUGCCGUGGGCUCCCAGGAGCUGUGUGUGGAAAUGGCCCAGCGCAUUACCUGCCCUUAUCUUUUUAUUAAGGCUCGUCACUCUUCAUAUUUUGAGGAUAAAAAGUAUUACGAUGAAGUCAUGGAUGUUCUGAGGCCAAAACCGAAUUUUGAAUAUUUCGAGAGUGAUGGUUCGCAUCAUUUGCACAUGAAUAACCCGGAGAAAAUUAUCGAACCAAUAGUGGAUUUCAUUAAUCGUUUUGGUCCUGUUGCCAGGGCAAAACAGGCCAAAGCUGCCAAAUUGGCUGCCCAAAACGAGAAGGAGAGUAAACUCUAAAUAUGGGAGAGGCUUUACCACGGGUAUAUAUUUAUUAAGUGUGAUAUAAAUUCCAGGUAAUAAACGCAAAUAUUUUAA
Molecule: messenger RNA, 1318 nt
Organism: Stomoxys calcitrans (stable fly)
Lineage: Eukaryota; Metazoa; Arthropoda; Insecta; Diptera; Muscidae
Product: probable serine hydrolase
Exons: 3
Coding region: 152-1240 (362 amino acids)
Source: RefSeq, a predicted model, not a curated record